This is a messenger RNA of Jaculus jaculus (lesser Egyptian jerboa), 4126 nucleotides long. RefSeq names its product RHO family interacting cell polarization regulator 1 (gene Ripor1). The record is from RefSeq and is a predicted model, not a curated record. Lineage: Eukaryota; Metazoa; Chordata; Mammalia; Rodentia; Dipodidae. The transcript has 22 exons. Bases 92 to 3820 code for a protein of 1242 amino acids.
ACGCGGAGCCCAGAGGUGUCCGUACCUAGUGGCCCUGGGCCGCCGGGGACACAGGGGGUGAGCGCAGGUCGGGGACCCUCCGGGACCUACCAUGAACUCCAAGAAGAGAGGGAGCCCCGCGCGGACUCAUUCCAUGAUGUCCCUGUCCGUGCGGCCGCAGCGCCGCCUGCUCAGCGCCCGGGUCAAUAGGAGCCAGUCCUUCGCAGGCGUCCUCGAGCGCGGGCCCAGGAACUUCCAGGUCUUCAGCCCACCAGGGCCUCCACGAAAGCCCCUAGUGCUCUCCCGAGUGUCCAGGAUGUUUUCUGUGGCUCACCCAACGCCUAAGGUGCCACAACCAGAGCGGCUGGACUUGGUCUACACUGCCCUUAAGAGAGGCCUGAAGGCCUACUUGGAAGUGCACCAGCAGGAGCAAGAGAAGCUCCAGGGGCAGAUAAAGGAGUCCAAGAGGAAUUCCCGCCUGGGCUUUCUCUAUGACUUGGACAAGCAAGUCAAGUCCAUUGAACGUUUCCUGAGACGACUAGAGUUCCAUGCCAGUAAGAUCGAUGAGCUGUACGAGGCAUACUGUGUCCAGCGGCGUCUCCGGGAUGGUGCCUACAACAUGGUUCGUGCUUACAGCACAGGGUCUCCAGGGAGUCGGGAGGCACGAGACAGCCUGGCUGAGGCCACUCGGGGGCAUCGAGAAUACACAGAGAGCAUGUGUGUGUUAGAGAACGAGUUGGAGGCACAGCUAGGCGAGUUUCAUCUCCGGAUGAAAGGGCUGGCUGGUUUUGCCAGGCUAUGUGUGGGAGAUCAGUAUGAGAUCUGCAUGAAAUAUGGCCGUCAGCGCUGGAAACUAAGAGGCCGCAUUGAGAGUAGUGGAAAGCAGGUGUGGGACAGUGAGGAAACUAUAUUUCUUCCUCUGCUCACGGAAUUCCUGUCCAUCAAGGUGACAGAACUAAAAGGCCUGGCCAACCAUGUAGUUGUGGGCAGUGUCUCCUGUGAGACCAAGGACCUGUUUGCUGCUCUGCCCCAGGUUGUGGCUGUGGACAUCAAUGACCUUGGCACCAUCAAGCUCAGCCUGGAAGUCAUAUGGAGCCCCUUCGAUAAAGAUGACCAGCCCUCGGCUGCCUCUACUGUCAACAAAGCCUCCACUGUCACCAAACGCUUUUCUACCUAUAGCCAGAGCCCACCAGACACACCUUCGCUUCGAGAGCAGGCCUUCUAUAACAUGCUACGGCGGCAAGAGGAGCUGGAGAAUGGGACAGCAUGGUCGUUGUCAUCCGAAUCAUCAGAUGACUCAUCUAGCCCACAGCUGUCAAGCACUGCCCGCCACUCAUCAACCCCCAGACCCCUGGUGCAGCAGCCUGAGCCCCUGCCCAUCCAAGUUGCUUUCCGAAGGCCUGAGACACCCAGCUCUGGCCCCAUGGAUGAAGAGCGGGCUAUGGCGCCAGCCCUUGCCAACGGUCAUACUCCUUAUAGCAGGACUCUGAGCCACAUCAGCGAGGCCAGUGUGGAUGCUGCCUUGACUGAGGCUUCAGUGGAGGCUGCGGGCUCAGAAAGCAUAGCCCCAGGACCGAGUCCAUCAACAAACCCAGAUCCUACCCAUGAGGAGCACCUCAGUAGUGUUCCGCCUGUCCUAGACACUAACCAUAUCUUCACAAGACCCACUCUCAGCACAGCAGGUCCUGCCUCUACAUCAGUAGAUCCUAUCUCAUGUACACAGCUAGGCUUAGUCCCUGUGGCCACAGACUCUGGCCCUUCUGAGUUGCCAGCCUCUACGCACACCACUACAAGUUCCACCUCGAGUGCCAAAAGCCCUGUCAACAGUGCUCCAAGCCUCACUUCCACUACUACAGGGUCUACUCACAAACCAGUGCUCUCCACAGUCACCACUACAGGCUCUAACCCUAACGCUACAGGUGUAGCCCAAACUACCACAAGCCCUGCUACCCACACUACAUCAAGCCCCACCCAUACCACUGCAAGCCCAACGCGUACCACUCCAAGUUCCACUACAUGUGCCACUCAUGCUACCACAAGCCCUACCCCUACCUCUACAAGCUCUACCCAAGCCACUGCAAGCCCCACCCACACCCCUGCAAGCCCCACCCACAAAGUGAGGAUGUCAACUCAUACCACUACAGGUCCUAUGCCUGAUGCCAUCAGCCCAGUCCAGACCACCACAAGUCCCACACCGAUAACUGAGAGUCCAUCCCCUUCUCUAGGCCUUCCUAUGCUCCCCCAAUGCUCUACAGACCCUGCCCGCCCAGGCAUAGAAUCCCUGCCCUUUAGCCACCCAGCCUCUAUUCCCUCUACUCAGGCAGAUCCCACAGCACCCAGCACCUCCUGCCAGAGUCCUGCCUAUUCUGGUUGUAAAUCCUUCACAAGCCCUUCCUUAGAUCCCUCAGAGCCUAUCCCAGAGCCUGUCCUUAAGAACCCAAGCCCCCCUUCCUCACCCCUAGUCCCCGCUUCUCAGUGUUCAGAACUUUGCCUGGCCACAACGGCUCGAGCCUCAGUACCGGGAGAAGCUGGUGGGACUGGGGACAGGAGGCUGGAAGAGGCCAUGGGGGCCUUAAUGGCUGCCCUGGAUGACUAUCGUGGCCAGUUCCCUGAGCUACAGGGCUUGGAGCAGGAGGUGACUCGGCUGGAGGGCCUGCUCAUGCAGAGACAAGGCUUGACUCGUAGCCGGGCCUCCAGUCUCAGCAUCACUGUUGAGCAUGCCCUGGAGAGCUUCAGCUUCCUCAAUGAAGAUGAAGAUGAAGACAAUGAUGGUCCCAGGGACAGGCCUUUGAACAGCCCUGAGGCCAGACUAGACUCACCCAGCGCCCACCCCCUCAGCACAGGGUGUCCAGCCCUGGAUGCUGCCUUGGUCCAGCACCUGCACCACUGCAGACGCCUCUUGCUGGUGAGGCGGAAACUUGGCACAUUUGGGCCCCUACGUUGCCAGGAGGCAUGGGCCCUUGAGCGGCUGCUGCGGGAAGCUCGUGUGCUUGAGGCAGUGUGUGAGCUCAGCAGGCUAUGGGACAUCCCUGUCACUUCUGCCCAGGAAGUGGUGCAGUUCUCGGCCUCCAGGCCCGGAUUCCUGACCUUCUGGGACCAGUGCACACAAGGACUAAGCCCCUUCAUCUGCCCCAUAGAGCAGGUGCUCCUCACCUUCUGCAGCCAGUAUGGUGCCCGUCUUUCCCUGCGCCAGACAGGAUUAGCAGAAGCUGUGUGUGUGAAGUUCCUGGAGGAUGCCCUGGGGCAGAAGCUGCCCAAAAGGCCCCAGCCAGGCCAUGGGGAACAGUUCACCAUCUUCCAGUUUUGGAGUUAUGUAGAAGCUGUGGACAGCCCCUCUAUGGACGCCUAUGUGACAGACACUGCUGAGGAGGUGUUACUGGUACGGAAUCUAAACUCCGAUGAUCAGGCUGUUGUGCUGAAGGCCCUGAGGUUGGCACCUGAGGGGCGGCUGCGAAGGGAUGGGCUUCGGGCCCUUAGCUCCCUGCUGGUCCACGGUAACAACAAGGUCAUGGCUGCUGUCAGCACACAGCUCCGGAGCCUGUCACUGGGCCCUGUCUUCCGGGAAAGGGCUCUUCUGUGCUUCCUGGACCAGCUUGAGGAUGAGGACGUGCAGACUCGAGUGGCUGGAUGCCUGGCUCUGGGCUGCAUCAAGGCUCCUGAGGGCAUUGAACCCCUGGUGUACCUAUGCCAGACAGACACAGAAGCUGUGAGGGAAGCAGCCCGGCAGAGCCUGCAGCAGUGUGGGGAAGAAGGACAGUCUGCCCAUCGACGGCUAGAGGAGUCAUUGGAUGUCCUGCCCUGCAUCUUUGGGCCCAGCAGCAUGGCCAGCACAGCAUUCUGAACUCUCCAAUCACCUUUUCCCCCAUUUUCAGGGCUCACCAGGCACUGGCAGGGAGGGUGAGGGCUGGCUCCAGACAUCCCUCCACACAGAUUCCUAUCAAUGAAAAUCUAAUAUAUUCUUCUGUUGCCCCUGGGGUUGGUAGAGUCAGUGCCUGCAGUGAAGUGCCUCUCAGACUUGGCUCAGCACAUCCUUUGCCACAAAUAAUGUCCAGGGCCUGGCCAUCUUGCUCUGCCUCACCAAAUCCCUUGGUUUUAUAUUUUAUUUACAGAGUUUUACAGAAAGUAAAAAAGCAAAAUGCCUUUCCUA